Messenger RNA from Vicia faba (fava bean), 756 nucleotides. The record is from the annotation of a GenBank genome assembly. NCBI's taxonomy places the organism in Eukaryota, Viridiplantae, Streptophyta, Magnoliopsida, Fabales, Fabaceae.
AUGGAUUUACAAUGCUACAAUGAGGUUGCAGCUUUGUUUAUGCUUCUAAGAUUUGAUUUAUUCAUAAUAUAUUCUAAACUGAGCAAAAAUUUUGCAGCUUUGGGUUCUCUUAACAAACUUAUUGAAGGAUGUGGAACAUCAAUAACACCAGCACAUGAAAAAAUUGCUGUGGUUGAUGAACAAUGGAUUGUUCAUCAAACAAUUCCUACUCUUGGUGAACGAGGAGAAUAUGAUCAUGGAAAAGACAAAUAUGAUGCGAAAGCUUUUAUAAUUGGCGAGGAACAUCGUGCCUUUGUAUAUAGAGAAGAUGGAAAGUUGCACAGGGCAUUCAGAACAAAAAUGGCGAGGUCAUAUCUAAAAGAUACCCAACAUAUGACUGCAAAGUUUCAGAAAGUUAGUGAUGAGAAUCGAGAAAGAGCGUUAAAUCCUCAACAUCCCUAUAUAAAGUCACGUUUAGGGUGUGCUCGUCUUGAAGCUGAUAUGGUAGAAGAGUCAGAAGUUGGUGAGAUAAACCGUAGUCAAGUGUGGAAGGCUGCCCGCGUCAAUAAGAGCGGGGUGAUUGAUAAUGAGAAUGUUCAAAGAGUUGUGGAUCAAUGUGAGAAGUUAACAGAAGCUCUAUCUGAAGAAGAGAGACAAGACCUUGGUCCCACAAACAUACUAUUUGAGGCUCUUAAUCUCCCAAACUACUCUGGACGUGUUAGGACUUAUGGUUUUGGGUGCAUCUAUUAUCACUGUAUUUUCCAGGUAUUUGUAUGA